Molecule: messenger RNA, 1516 nt
Organism: Ananas comosus (pineapple)
Lineage: Eukaryota; Viridiplantae; Streptophyta; Magnoliopsida; Poales; Bromeliaceae
Exons: 8
Coding region: 1-1485 (494 amino acids)
Source: RefSeq, a predicted model, not a curated record
AUGGUGUCACCAUCCAGGAGAAUCAAACGGUUCGAUUUGCGGAACAAACUUAAUCCGCAGUUUGUUGGACCGUUUGAGAUCCUGGAGCGAGUUGGUCCGGUGGCGUGCAGGUUGGCUCUUCCUCCGAGUCUCGUCCAGGUGCAUAAUGUGUUUCAUAUGUCCAUACUUCGAAAGUACAUCCCAGAUUCAUCCCACGUCAUCAGUCCGACGACUAUCCAGCUGCAGGAGGAUCUGAGUUAUGAUAAGGCUCUGAUGCGGAUAUUGGCACGUGAGGAGGAGUUCGAUGUUUAUGAGAAUAGUGACAGUUGGUUUUUUACGUUGCAAUUUCUGAAGAGGAGGAGCCGAAUCAUGGAGAUCUUAGCCGCGAAGGGCAUCAUAUUUGUUCUCACUGUGCGUGGCCUCGGUGCUGCAUUUUGCCGAACAAAGAAUAAAUGUAUAUGCUUACUAAAUGUAGAAGAGGACGAAGUUAUUGAGAGUUUGUUUUAUAAAAAGGAUGACGAAUCACUUGUCACUUUGUCCCUCCAUGCUUCGGACAAUUCCAAUUCCUGGAAAUGCAGGACAAUUCCAAUAGAGUCUAUUAGAAAGAAUCAACUAAGGGCAAGGUACCAACUGUUUGAAACGGAAUCCGGUGAUACUAUCGAAUUUGAUGUUGUCAACAACAAAGCACUUAUUUAUUCAGCGCGCAAUCAUCUCUACGACUUGUUUGACAUGAAGGACUACAGCUUCAAGUAUUCCAUCAACGAAGGAAAUAUUACGGAAAUAAAAAUAAGCCCAGGAAUACUGCUCCUGAAACACCAGAGGAACAACUGGGCGGGCUAUGUUCCACUAGAAAUGCUGUCGGUUGAAGACGGAACGUUGUUGAAAUCUUUUAAAACGCAAUCGUACCGUAACAAACAAGUUUCUUUCAUGGAGCUGUUUGGUGAGAAGCUUCUCGUUAAGCAAGAGAAUGAGAAUCUACAAAUUGUUGAUGUGAGGACCUCAGAAUUAAUCGAAGUCGUCGACACCGAGUUCUUCAACCCUUCGGCGCUCAUCUUUCUAUACCGAAAGAACCUCUUCAUGUGUUUCCAAGGAACGAAGCUGGAAGUUUGGAGCUUCCAUGGAGAACUUUUUACCUCCUUUGAAGACAACACACUGCAGCAUGGUAUCGUUAACAGUAAUAACAUAUAUAUCACCGAUGAUCAAGAGAUUAUAAUCUCCUACUGCAAGGUGGGAGAAGAAUCCUAUAAUGAGGAAGAAGAAUUUGCAGAUACACCUGGAUCGAUUAACAUGAGCAGCAUAUUCACUGGAAAGUGUGUGGCAAAGAUCUCCCCCCUCGAUCCUACACUCCAGAUCGCUGAUCGCAAUGCGGACAAAACGAACCGAUCUACCGUUCGGAGCACUCCUCAAAGAGCCCUCAAAAAUAUCACAGCUAUAUAUUAUGACGAAGAACGGAACGAGAUCUAUACCGGUAACACGGAGGGCUUCAUCCACGUUUGGUCUAAUUAAUACAAACAGGGCAUCUUCAUCAGCAUGUACC